Messenger RNA from Chinchilla lanigera (long-tailed chinchilla), 3800 nucleotides. It is a transcript of the gene Farp2, whose product is annotated as FERM, RhoGEF and pleckstrin domain protein 2. NCBI's taxonomy places the organism in Eukaryota, Metazoa, Chordata, Mammalia, Rodentia, Chinchillidae. The record is from RefSeq and is a predicted model, not a curated record. Gene Ontology annotation, cellular component: cytoskeleton. The transcript is spliced from 28 exons. The coding region runs from base 126 to 3281 and encodes 1051 amino acids. Gene Ontology annotation, molecular function: cytoskeletal protein binding; guanyl-nucleotide exchange factor activity.
CGGAAGCUCGGCGGGAGCCACAGGUGGAAGUUCAGAAGGGCAAGUGUGGAGCCACUCCUUGCGUGCGCGUCUCGUCGUCUUCAGUUUCAUCUUCACGUGUUUCCUUCACUAUUGACUGGUGGAGAAUGGGGGAGAUAGAAGGAACAUACAGGGUCCUGCAGACAGCAGGAACACGCUUGGGUGCCCAGACCCCUGUGGGUGUGAGCACCCUCGAGCCGGGGCAGAUGUUCUCACCCAGAAUGCAAGAGAAACACAUGCAUGUGAGAGUGAAGCUGCUGGACAACACGGUGGAAAUAUUUGACAUUGAGCCCAAGUGCGAUGGCCAGGUUCUGCUGGCGCAGGUGUGGAAGCACUUAAAUCUGAUCGAGUGUGACUACUUCGGGCUGGAGUUUCAGAACAUCCAAUCCUACUGGAUUUGGCUUGAACCUAUGAAACCCAUCAUUAGGCAAAUACGAAGGCCAAAAAAUGCAAUGCUUCGGCUAGCUGUAAAAUUUUUCCCACCUGAUCCCGGCCAGUUGCAAGAAGAAUACACCAGGUACUUGUUUGCCUUGCAGCUCAAGAGAGACCUGUUGGAGGAGCGCUUGACCUGUGCCGCCACUACUGCAGCCCUGCUCACAUCUCACCUGCUGCAAGCGGAAAUAGGAGAUUACGAUGAAACCUUGGACCGAGAGCACCUGAAAGCCACUGUCUACUUACCCAGCCAGGAACAGGCUCUCGAGAAGAUCCUGGCCUUCCACCGGAGGCAUGUGGGCCAGACGCCUGCUGAGUCAGAUUUCCAGGUGCUGGAAAUUGCUCGCAAGUUGGAAAUGUACGGCAUCAGGUUUCACACAGCUUCUGACAGGGAGGGGACCAAGAUUAACCUGGCUGUUUCCCACAUGGGUGUCCUUGUGUUCCAGGGUACCACCAAAAUCAACACCUUCAACUGGUCCAAGGUCCGUAAACUAAGCUUCAAGAGGAAAAGAUUUCUUAUCAAACUCCACCCUGAGGUCCAUGGACCCUACCAGGACACACUAGAAUUCUUGUUGGGUAGCAGAGAUGAGUGUAAGAACUUCUGGAAGAUUUGUGUAGAGUACCACACCUUUUUUAGGCUUCUUGACCAGCCUAAACCAAAGGCAAAAGCCGUCUUCUUCAGCCGGGGCUCUUCCUUCAGAUACAGUGGAAGAACUCAGAAGCAACUAGUAGAUUACAUCAAAGAUGGUGGGAUGAAAAGAAUUCCAUAUGAAAGGUGGCACGGCAAGACCCAGACAUCAGUACGUGCUCUGACUGCAGACCUGCCAAAGCAGAGCAUCUCAUUUACCGAGGGCUUGAGAUCUUCAGCCUCUCUGUCUUCAGCAAACGCCUCCUUUUAUCCGCUCGCUCCCUCCCCUGUGUCCCCACCUGGCCGGCCUGAUUUCAAGGACAGCAGCAGCUCCCUCGCAGAUCCCCUGGCUCCCUGCAUCUCGAGUGCAGCUGUCAAGAAUAUGGCCACAAGGAGGAGCAGUGGAGCAGCCGAAGGCCCCGGCACCCCAUUGGCCCAGCCACCCGGGUCCCCUGCACUCCAGUCUGGUCCAGGACUUGCUGUGGACAGUCCUCAACCUUCUCCCUCCAGCCAGAAGAGCCCACUGAGCCUGAGCCCUGCAUUUCAGGUGGCUCUGGGCCCCGCUGAGCAGGGCUCAUCCCCCCUGCUAAGCCCUGUCCUUAGUGAUGCUGGUGGAACCCGGACGGAUGACCCGGAGGAGCCGAGACACAAGCGCGUGCCAGAAGAUGAGGCUUAUUUCAUAGCAAAGGAGAUUCUUGCUACAGAACGAACAUACCUAAAGGAUUUAGAAGUUAUAACUGUGUGGUUCCGCAGUGCAGUGGUCAAGGAAGAUGCCAUGCCCACAUCCCUGAUGACCCUGCUUUUCUCCAACAUUGAUCCUGUCUACGAAUUCCACAGAGGCUUCCUGCAUGAGGUGGAGCACAGGCUGGCACUCUGGGAAGGGCUCUCCGUUGCCCAUACGAAAGAUGAUCAUCAACGAAUUGGGGACAUCCUACUCAGGAACAUGCGUCAGUUAAAGGAGUUUACCAGCUACUUCCAAAGACACGAUGAGGUCCUGACAGAACUGGAAAAGGCCACCAAACGCUAUAAGAAGCUGGAGGCGGUGUACAAAGAGUUUGAGCUCCAGAAAGUCUGCUACCUGCCACUCAACAGCUUCUUGCUGAAGCCUACCCAGCGGCUGGUACACUACCGCCUGCUGCUGAACCGGCUGUGCAAGCUUUUCACACCUGGGCACCGCGACUAUGCUGACUGCUGUGACGCCCUGAAGGCCAUUACGGAAGUGACCGCUACUCUCCAGCACAGUCUUAUCCGGCUAGAGAACCUGCAGAAGCUGACAGAGCUGCAGCGGGAUCUGGUGGGUGUGGAGAAUCUCAUCGCUCCUGGUAGGGAGUUUAUCCGUGAGGGCUGCCUCCACAAGCUCACCAAGAAGGGCCUACAGCAGAGGAUGUUCUUCCUGUUUUCCGAUAUGCUGCUAUACACAAGCAAGGGCAUCACAGGGAGCAGCCACUUCCGGAUUCGGGGCCUCCUUCCACUGCGUGGCAUGCUGCUAAUAGUGCUGGACCCACCGAUAGAAGAGAGUGAGAACGAGUGGUCUGUUCCCCACUGCUUCACCAUUUAUGCAGCUCAGAAAACAAUCGUGGUAGCAGCCAGCACUCGGCUGGAAAAAGAGAAGUGGAUGCUGGACCUGAACGCUGCGAUCCAAGCAGCCAAGAGCAGUGGAGGUGACGUGUCCCCAGAGGUGAUGUGCAUGCAUUCCCCCAGGUCCACCGGUGAGGUUGUGCUGGAACAGGACCUGGAAGACACUGCUCAGGUGCCUGGAGGCUCCCUGGAAGGGCAGGGCCAGCACCGGGCCAACACCACAAUGCAUGUAUGCUGGUACAGGAACACAAGUGUGUCCAGAGCAGACCACAGCGCUGCUGUUGAGAACCAGCUUUCAGGGUACUUGCUAAGAAAAUUCAAGAACACCAAUGGCUGGCAGAAACUCUGGGUGGUCUUUACCAACUUCUGUUUGUUCUUCUACAAGACUCACCAGGACGACUACCCCCUCGCCAGCCUCCCACUGCUAGGCUACAGCGUGAGUGUCCCCAGGGAAGCAGAUGGCAUCCUCAAGGAUUACGUUUUCAAGCUCCAGUUCAAAUCCCAUGUGUACUUCUUCCGGGCCGAGAGCAAGUAUACAUUUGAGAGGUGGAUGGAGGUGAUCGAAAGGGCCAGCAGCGCACGUGGUGCCCUUAGCCCCACACAGGACGGCCCUGCUCACGGCUAGAGGGGGCUCUCCAGGGGAAAGAGUGAAGUCCAUCUUGCCUGGACCAGGACCUGCUCAGAAGACUUCGGUGACCAAAGAUGCCCAUCACCAUUUUCAGGCUGAGCUGAGGAAGAGAUGGCACAGACAGCAUGGUGGCCAAGCUCAAAGCAACCUUCAGGGUGCAGUACAGGCCCAUGGCUGUACAGGACACUGGAAGGACAUGGGUGUCUCACUCUUGAGACCUGAGUGGGAGAACAGAGACCCUGGCCUUGACCAAGAACUGUACUCUGGGCAGUGAGCUGUGUGUUGUCCUGGGAUGAGGCCAAGGACUGUGGGACUUUAGAUGGGACCACUCAGGGCCUGGUCUACAUGUCACAGAAAGCCAAAUCUGGCAAAAGCUAGUCUGGUUCCCAUCCGCUCUACCUCUGGAGAAAAGGAAACCAAAGUCCACUGCAGCCCCAGGAGGACGGCACCUCUACUUUUUUAGCUUCUUCAUGCCUGCCUGUUCACCCAUGGUUGUAAAUAAAUGGCAUCCCCUCA